AUGAUGGAAGACCAUAAACCAGAUCCGGAUAUGGGAGAGGAGAAGGAUGUGCUUAAAUCCCACGCGGCAGAGCUUUUUAAUUGUGAGAAUGAGAAAGCAUUGAUGCGCAAAAUUGACUGGCACAUACUUCCCGUCAUGUUCACUGCCUACAUGCUGCAAUUUCUCGACAAGACUGCACUAGGUUAUACUGCAAUCUUUGGGAUUCAAAAAUCAUUGAAUCUUGUUAGUGAUCAAUAUUCAUGGGCAUCUAGUGCCUUCUACUUCGGUUUCUUGGUGGCAUCCUACCCGGUAUCUUUAUGCUUCGUCAAAUUUCCAAUCGCCAAAUUCCUCUCUGUUUCCUUCAUUAUAUGGGCUGUUGUUUUAGCGUGCCAUGGAGCCACAUCCAACUUUGCCGGUCUCAUAUCCCUUCGUGUCCUCCUUGGGGUUUUUGAAAGUACAAUUAGCCCUGGUUUGUCCCUGCUCACUGGUCUAUGGUACAAACGGUCUGAGCAUGCCUCUAGACAUGGAAUCUGGUUUGCAGGAAACAGCAUUUCGUCCAUUUUUGGUGGACUGUUAACGUAUGGCAUCGGCCAUAUCAGCAACUCAGUUGAACCAUGGAGGUGGAUAUUUAUUAUAUUCGGCAUCGUCACCUUUGCAUAUGGGAUUGUCUUCUAUAUUUACCUACCGGACAGCCCUCAAAAUGCUCGUUUCCUUUCUAAAGAAGAAGGAGAGUUCGUCCACCAACGUGCUCAGCGGGAGUCACACACUACAGUUUCGCAUAAAUGGUCAAAAAGCCAAUGUAUCGAAGCACUUAUCGACCCGAAAACCUGGCUUAUUUUUGUGUACUCCAUGGCAUCCAGCAUCCCUAAUGGAGGUCUCACAAGCUUCGGAAGCAUUGUCAUUUCUGGAUUUGGAUACUCGACUUUCAACACUCUGCUCGUUGGGUUACCUACGUCGGUGUUUACUCUCAUCUGGGUGGUUCUGGCCACAAUUAUCGUUACAAAAUUCCGCAAAUCUCGCUGCCUUACCGCUGCUGUUUUAUCGCUCAUCAGUCUAGCCGGCUCUAUUAUGGUCUCUCAGAUCGACCCCACCAAGAAAAUAGCUCGGUUGGCUGGGAUGUGGCUUUUCCCUGCAUAUUCCGCCGGAAUUCCUAUCAUUCUGAGUAUCAUUGCCUCUAACGUGGCCGGAUACACAAAGAGAACGACGGUGACCGCAGUGAUGUUCAUCGGCAAUUGUGCUGGUAACAUCACUGGUCCUUUCCUCUUCUUCUCCGAUGAAAUGCCUAAUUACGGGAGUGCCUGGAUCGGGAUUAUGAUCUCACUGGCUAUUGCCUUCGUCGCUAUUAUUUGUUUGCGGCAACUCUUCCAGUUCCAGAAUCAGCAACGCGACCGCCAGCAGAAUGUAAAGAGAAACCCUGAGUCUCGCGAGGAGAGUGAAAUUGAGGAGGUUCUUGCGCUCGAUAUUGCGCUCGAUCAGGAUGAGACUGACUGGGAGAACCCAAACUUCCGCUAUUAUUUGUAG
Molecule: messenger RNA, 1500 nt
Organism: Penicillium expansum
Lineage: Eukaryota; Fungi; Ascomycota; Eurotiomycetes; Eurotiales; Aspergillaceae
Product: Major facilitator superfamily domain, general substrate transporter
Exons: 7
Coding region: 1-1500 (499 amino acids)
Biological process (GO): dipeptide transport; tripeptide transport; allantoate transport
Cellular component (GO): plasma membrane
Molecular function (GO): allantoate transmembrane transporter activity; dipeptide transmembrane transporter activity
Source: RefSeq, a predicted model, not a curated record